UAUUAUGCAUGUAAAAUGUCUGCGUCAGCCAAUUUCAACAGGCUGUUAAUUAAGAAAGUCUCAUGUUUUUUAACAAAGUCUUACAUCGAAACAAGGCUGACGCUGAAUUUUAAUUGUUUCGUAUUUACUCACAAGACUGAACAGGGACAGAAAAGCGGCAAUUUUCAGAACAAUGUCUCCAGCUGUUAUGAUGUUGCGGGGAGCGCUUUGUAUCUUUGUCUUGGUGGCUACGGUCUACUGCUUGCCGACUGAAAUUGAGGCCAAAUCCAAAUGCGGAUCCUCUUUCAAGCUGACGCUAAACGAAGAUUAUCGCCUGAUCAGUAAAGCUGUCGUGGACACGAAUGACACUUGUACGAUCAAGUUCACUUCGGUUACCAAGGGAGACUGUAAGGGCACGUGCUACAUGUUCGACCAUUAUGCUGAGAUAACGGACGAAAAUGUGAUAUUGAACGUGGGCAAAAAGAGUUAUCAGAAAGGAAGCGAUUUCUCGAACGAGCCCACGUGCAUUGAUGACGUCACUGUCGACGUAGCGUUGAUACACGCGGCGGGAUUCACGUACAACGAGACAUACCCAAACUACAAGUUCAAGUUGAACGUCUACAACAAGUGCGGACCGAAGGGCAAAAUUGUAAGCCUGACUUUUGAAGAGGCAACUAGGGAAGUUGAUGGUUACCACCACGGCAAAGAAAGAGAGUCGCGCGAAAAGAACCAGUAUAUUGUGGGAAUUCUGACCGGAUUUGGGCUCGCUCUGUGCUUCUUGAUCCUGCUGGGACUCACCCACUGCUACAAAGGCAAGGGCACCAACAGCGGCUCCAGCCGCAGCGCGCUCCCCACACAUCCAGACAAAGUGGCAGCUAAACCUCUGAUGUCGGGCCAGGACGGAUACGCAGCCAGGAAAGCAUAAGUGAAAUGGGAGUUCAGACAGACGCAUAACUGAAAACCGGGACUGUCGACGAAAGCUUAUUUAUUCAAGAAACAAGGAAUGGUGCAAUCGAAAAGGUUGAAGACACUGAAAAAAAAGAAACAAUAACCACCCUGAUGCAGAGUCGGGAGAGCGUUAGGAUAUAAUCGUCUAUUUAAGUUAUUAAUUUGUAUAUCAUACAAUUGAUUAGCCAGAUGUUUGAGUAAUAUGUUAAAUCAUGUAGCUAAUGAAUCAUUCUUCAGUAAAAAAUAUCAAUUAAA
Molecule: messenger RNA, 1182 nt
Organism: Dreissena polymorpha
Lineage: Eukaryota; Metazoa; Mollusca; Bivalvia; Myida; Dreissenidae
Exons: 8
Coding region: 173-904 (243 amino acids)
Source: RefSeq, a predicted model, not a curated record